GUCAAGUGGGGGAAGCCACGGUUUCUAUUUUGAUUAGUUAUUCUCUUCUUUAUUCUUCUUGUUUCUCUCUCAUCUCUCUUCUUGUUCUUGUUCUUCUUGCAACUGGGCUAAAUGAAUACGCAUCAGCCUUUGGUCGCUACAACGAGCAGUCUCAGUCCUGCUCUCUUUGAGGCACUCGCUGCAAAACACGGCAACUUGCUACACUUGGGGGGCACAAAGCGUCCUAGCGUGCAGGAUGAGGGUGUUCGCAAGAACCACGCUCACUUGCCCACUCCCAUUGAGGACGGACUGCAGGGGACACCUCUGAAAAAAAAACCAGGUCGCAAGCCCGCCACCACAGAGCCCGCCAAUAAGCGCACGGCUCAAAACAGAGCCGCUCAGCGUGCUUUUAGAGAGCGCAAGGAACGCUAUGUCAAGGAACUCGAAACGCGUGUCGCUCAGUUGGAACAAGCACAGACAAAGGCAGAAACGGGGGAACUCGUUGAUGAAAACUCUAAACUACGCCAACGAGUAGAAGAGCUCGAGACGGAAAAUAAAUUGUUGCGUGAAGUGUCGUCCUUUACUUUUGAAUUCCCACCUCAACCGUCAUCACAGCAACAACAACAACAACAACAAUCAGAACAACAACAAAAUCUUACACCAGUCUCGGACACCCCUAAAUCGAUUCCCUUUCACUUUGAUCAACCCAACGGCUCUGCAAAUCAUAAAGACGCUCCCAUUUCUCCUGCCUCCAUUAUCCAGAGCGAGCCCACUCCCUUUACGAACCACUCCUCUCCCUUUUCCACAAACAGCGCCAACAAUGACCUUCCAGGCCUCGAAGCGGAAUCCUACUCUCUUUUCGACGACUUGGCCAGUUCGACGUUGUCGGUCGUGUCGGAUGCAGAAGUGCGAGACGAAAAUGACCUCGACGCUCUCCUCGGUGGCAUUCCUCUUGGACAAUUUUCAUUUACUGAACCCAUCCAGUCUAUAUCUCAACAAUCGCAACAGCAGCAACGACAACAACAACCACAACAACAACAACAAGCAGCGUUUUACAAUGAGCCCAACCCGUUUUCAGCCACCUUUUCCAACCCUUUUACCACUGAAAACCUCAUUUUCGAUGCAGAGUUUCAAGACUUUUUGAGUUUGAGUGCUGUCCAGACACCUCCAAUCCAACCUCUUGUCUUUGCAUCAUCACCCGCACCCCUCACAUCCCCCGAACACCAGCGACAACAGCAACAACAACAACAAUCAUCUCUGCUGUGGUCACCACCACCACCAACAACAACCACAACAACAAGUCAACCAUCGCCAUCGUCGAUGCUGGUAAACGAAUUCAAGAAAAAGGAUUUGGUCGAGGAAUGCUCGAUUGACGAAUUGUGCGAUAUCUUCAAGGCCAAAGCCCAAUGCUCGGAAAUGGUCCACCUCCAAAACAAGAUUUUGCAAGCGGCCGAAGAGGGCAAAAAGGAAGAAGUCAUGGAUUUGUUGUUGGUGUGCAAGGAAAAGAAGCGGAUGCACAUGUUGCGAAUGAAGGCCGGUGUAACAGUGCUUCCACCCGGAUUGGAUGCACCUCCAUUGUAGUUUUUUGUGCUAGUCUAAUGAAAUUUAUUCGUGUCCUAGUUUUGUUGUCUUUUUUUUUUUUUUUUGUAUAG
Messenger RNA from Spizellomyces punctatus DAOM BR117, 1631 nucleotides. RefSeq lists its product as uncharacterized. Bases 112 to 1560 code for a protein of 482 amino acids. The transcript has 4 exons. Gene Ontology annotation, cellular component: RNA polymerase II transcription regulator complex. The record is from RefSeq and is a predicted model, not a curated record. Lineage: Eukaryota; Fungi; Chytridiomycota; Chytridiomycetes; Spizellomycetales; Spizellomycetaceae. Gene Ontology annotation, molecular function: transcription cis-regulatory region binding; DNA-binding transcription activator activity, RNA polymerase II-specific.